AUGAAUUCUCAGGUGACAAAUAUGGUUAUUGUUCUUCUCAUUUUCCAAUUGUCUAGGAAACUAGAUCUUGAAGACCCUGAAGUAGUAACAUAUGUUCGUCUAGGUUAUAUGGCGGCUCAAACAAUUAUUCUCUCCAUUUGUUACUUUUUAUCGAACAAGAUAAAUUCAAAAAAUGAAACAACUGUGCUUCGAUAUGUUGAACCUCCAAAACCUUUUACAAACGAGCCUGGUAAACCAAUUGAAACGACAUUUAUGGAAUAUGAUCUUAGCAAGCUUAAAGAAUUAGUUAAACAAACAUUAAUUGGAGUUGUGAUAAUGAUGUUUUUGCAUUUUUAUUGGAAUUUCACACAUCCGUUAUUCAUUCAAUCAAUUCUACCAAUAAAGAAUAUUUAUCAAAAUCAGCUUUUCAAAAUUCAUGUUCUUGGGAAACCCGCUGAAGGUGAUUUAAAAAGGCCGUUUAAAACAACAAGUCCAUUCGGUGCAAUGAAUGAAUCACAACAACCUCAAACAGAUAAAGCUUCUUUUAAGAAAGCUGUUAAAGCUUCUAAAACUUUUGGGUAUGGCGCGUCUGCUGUUGUGUAUGGAGCUUUAUAUAAACCACUUAACAAGAAAGUGGCAAUCAAAACCAUUGAUUUGGAUUUUUUUGAAAGAAAUCAAAUUGACGAAGUUAGAAAAGAAACACAAUUAAUGUCCUUGUCAAAACAUACAAACGUGUUAAAAGUUUAUUGCUCUUUUGUAAAUCAGUCAAAAUUAUAUAUUGUAACACCAUACAUGUCAGCUGCUGGCAAUCUUUUAAUGGAUGGAGACGGAUCAGUAUUACUUGCUGAUUUUGGUGUGGCAUCUUGUCUUACUGAAGGUGGUGAUAGAAAAGAACUUCGAAAAACUUUUGUUGGGACGCCAUGCUGGAUGGCACCUGAAAUUAUGGAGCAAGAAGGAUAUGAUUAUAAGGCUGAUAUUUGGUCUUUUGGAAUAACAGCUCUUGAAUUAGCAACAGGACGUGCACCUCUUGCAAAAUGUCCACCACUCAAAGUUAUCAUGAUGACGCUAUCAAGUGAUCCUCCUACUCUUGCAAGAGAUGAAACCAAACAUAAAUAUUCAAAAGGAUUUAAAGAAAUGAUAGAUUCAUGUUUGUUUUUCAGGCAAGCUAAAAGAAAAGAAUAUUUAUAUAAUAAAUUGUUACAUAAUAUACCACCAUUAGAAGAUCGACCCCACAAAAGAGUACAACAAAAACCUAUAACUUUUAAUAAAGGAGUCACAUGGGAUUUUACUGUUGAUAGUGAAGAUUUGCUUAAUGAGUUAGAAGAAAAUCAUGAUAAAAAAAUUGUAAGAUUUACGAUGCAAGCUGAAGAAACUUCACUGAUCAAUGCUCCGCCAAAAAAAUCCAGAUUUUAUGUUGAAACCAACCCAACUGCGUCAGAUCAUUCCACUAAUCCUACAAAUACACCAACUACAACACAACCAUCCCCGUAUGUAAGAGCACAAAGUCCUGUAUCAAUAAAUUCCGAACCAAUCCAGUCACCACAGCCACAAUCAGAGGGGAUUAGAAAAGGAAGAUUCAGUGUUAUUGAAUCUAAUUCAUCAAAAGAAAAAUCAAUUCCGAUAAAUGAAUUGGAUAAUAAUAAUAAUGGUGAAAGGAUACCUUUGGCACGAGAACAUUCCAAUGAGAGUUUAUCAGAAAGUUAUAAGAAAAGUCGGUUUGAAAUACAACAGACAAGCCCUCAACCCAUAGUUAUUCCACUUACCGUUAGUACUUCAUCUUCAAAUGAAGGUUUUAUCCAAUCGCCUACAUCGCUUUCUCGAGAUUCAUCCUUGAAAAGCGAUUCAUCAUCUUCAGUUAAGGAGGUUUCUCAAAUUAAAAAUAGUCGAUUCCAAUCCGACACUAUCACUAUUAUUGAAUCAUCUAAUAUCGAAAAGACAGAAAAAACGGGUACCAAAAAAGGUAGAUUUGAAGUAUCUAGCACCUUUAAUGGCACCAAGUUGAUGGACGGAUCAACACCUCCAUCGGGAAAUUUAUGUUCAUUUAAUGCACCAAAUUCACCACAAUCCACUUUUUUAAGCAAUUCACCUAGUGCCUUGCCACUCGCAUCUAUCAUACAAGGUCAACAAUUGAAUCCAACCCAAUUGAUUUCACAAAUAUCGUUUUUACUUCAACAAAAUGAUAUGCAACGAAAUCUAUUAAUUGAAAUGAUGGGAUUACAUGGGAAUGAUUUAGAGCCGCCUAGUAUAAAACCUUUACAGACAAAAGCAAAUCAAGUUAACAACAUUAAUAAGUCAGAACAGUUACCACAUAUAACGGGAAAUAUCAAACCAAAGGAGAUGUCAACAUAUUUGAAUUCAUUUGAUCACCAAUACCAAGCUAUUUUUUGUGAAAAUGAAGAUUUAAAAAAGGAAAAUGGGGAUUUAAAAAAAGAAAAUGAGGGCUUAAGAAAAGAAAUUGAAAAUUUAAGAAAAACACUAUGA
Molecule: messenger RNA, 2460 nt
Organism: Entrophospora candida
Lineage: Eukaryota; Fungi; Glomeromycota; Glomeromycetes; Entrophosporales; Entrophosporaceae
Source: the annotation of a GenBank genome assembly